AUGAACCGAAACCUACUCAUCACUGGCGCUGCAGGCUACAUCGGGGGUUCCAUCCUCGCGGACUUCAUUGCUCGUACAAGCGGUCUGAUCAAGACGGCAAACAUCAGCGCCGCCGUUCGAUCGGACGGACAAGCCGAAACCCUGGCCAAAUUAGGCGUCAACGUGGUUUGUGUUGAUCUUACAGACGAAACAGCUGUAAAUGAAGUCGUGCUUCGCAAUGAGAUUGGCAUCAUCCUCCAUACGGCCAGCUCGCACGACCCAAAAACUGUGUCCUAUCUUAUAAAGGCUCUGGGUCAGCGUCGCAAGGCCACUGGAACCGAAACAUACUUCGUGCAUACCUCGGGAACCACUGCAUUUGCUCCAGAGGCUGGCUGGCCCUCCGAAGAGAUGAAAGAUACCGAUGCUGUCUUCGAGACGGAGAAGCAGUUGGCAGCGAAUAACCCAAUCCGACUCACUGACAUCCAAGUCAUCGAAGAAGGCAAAACACAGGGCGUAACAACCCUUGUCGUUGUGACUCCAGCUGUUUACGGACGGGGUACGGGCGAGUGUAAGAAGAUGUCCAUUGCCUUCCCAACCUUCAUCAGAGCGAGCAUUAGGAACAAAGCGGUGCACCAAUUCGACAAGAACGGGAACCCCGCUGCAGUCCACAUCUCAGAUCUAACAGCCUUCUAUGGUCUUCUGAUGGAAAAGAUUUUGCAGGCAGAGGCGAUUCCGAACGGCGAGAAUGGCUACUACUUCGCGGUUGCUCACAAACUGUAUUGUUGGGAUUUGAUGCAACGUUUUGCUGAGCAGCUGCACGCCCUCGGGCUUGUCGAGGAGCCGAAAACACAGACUUGGCCCAGCGACGAAAUGGCAGCGGUAUCUCUUGGAGUUCCCCCAAUGAUCGCGCGAAUCAUGGGAACCCAUUGCACCCCACUCAUCCCCGUCAACGCAUAUCAGAUCGGGUGGCAACCUCGUUGGAAUGAGAAGAUGCUUCUAGACAGCGUGGAUCAGGAGAUUCAAGACGUGCUAGAAGCGGACAAUGUCAAGGUCGCUCCCUCCGAUCACUUCCCGGUGCUCGCCAAAUGGCAACGUAUCUAG
Molecule: messenger RNA, 1080 nt
Organism: Ilyonectria robusta
Lineage: Eukaryota; Fungi; Ascomycota; Sordariomycetes; Hypocreales; Nectriaceae
Exons: 8
Coding region: 1-1080 (359 amino acids)
Source: RefSeq, a predicted model, not a curated record